UGCUGUGCCCGAGUCGUUGCUACCCGUGUGGAGCGGUUGCUGUGUUGUACCUUCCGCAGAAGCAAAAAUGGUGUAAUAAACCGUGUUUGGUCGGAUAGAUUCAUUGGCAACAUUAACCAAUAUCGAACGAAUUGGUGAACAGGUGCAGCAGUGCUUUUGGGUUCUUUUACCCUCUUGAUCAUCCUCUAGUUUCAGGUUGUAAUUGGCUGAGCACCAAUUUGUUAAAAGUUUGAACCAUCGGAAGGGAUGAAAAUAAGAGUUCCAUGUUCGUGUGCAUGUAUGUGUGCUGUGGCUAACAGUGAGGGAGGCAGAAAAAUAUUAAUAGUUUGACAUUCAUAAUUUUUUUUUGCGGGAGCGACGUUGUGAAUUGAAAAUUCGCCCAGGCAGUCAUGUGAAGUGAAUGAUGAAAAUGGACAUUUGAAGCUCAAAAAACUUUACAAAUAAUUAUGCCUUCGAAUUAAUUAACUAAUUUGAGUCGGGUACGAGUUCGACGAUCAUCCAUGGCGUUUGGUCACCGAGGACGAGGGUCGAGUAAUAGGCACAUAACCUUCAGGGAUGACAAGUAGUGCGCGAGUGUGAAUUUUUAAUAAAGUUAUUGAUUGAAAAAUGAGAAAGUAGCACUCGUUUGACUGAGGGUUAAGGGGGAAAGCUAGUUGGGAUGAAGGACUUCUCAUUAUUACUGACGCUCGUCGUUUGAUUUUCCAUCGUUCCCUUUUUCUUUGUUCCGAACUUGCUCACUUUUGGACGAACGGUUGCUUGUUUUGGGGAAAUGUUUGUGACCUAGAAAUCACAGUGUGGUGUAAUAUUCAGUAAUGAAGUGCUAUGUAAUGAAUGUUAUUUGCUAUCUUUGAAUGGAGGAUGCCUACUCUGGAAGCGGUCGUGAUGUGAAUAUUAUGAUUCGAUGGUGUUUAAGGCAGUAACCCUUUGUUCGUGCUCAACAACGUUUUGUCCAACAAAACAUAUUUGAUCGCGAACAUCCUCAAUCCAAUGGCAAGGAACAUUUCACGACACACGAAGAGGGGAGGAAGCUUCGCGCUCGGAUGAUGGAGGCAGUACUAAUGCACUUUGGCAAUACAAUUAGUAACGGUAGCGAGUCGAGUGUCAGGCGGGAAUCAACCUCCGAAAUGCCAAACGGAGAUGAUUGAACUAGCAGCAGUCAAACUUGGAUUUAUGUCGCACCUAUCGAUCGAUUUUCGAGAGGAGGUUUGAUUGAAAAUCAAAUAUUUAACGCAAACCAAAAAAACAGUUCAAGGCAAGGCAAUGUGGGAAGGAUACACUGUUGUGUCAAUUUGGUGGUCUGCACCUGGUCCAGUUCCGUGUCAGGAUGUGAAAAAGUAAUCUAACGGCACUAUGGCGACUUGAUGGGUAGUUGUUGUUCCAGUAGUUGUGAGUAGUUGGAAGUAGUUGUUAUAGUGCUUUUGUAUGUUUUCUAACGAUGAUGAUGACGAUGAUAGUGAUGAUGGAAGAGGCAUUGAAUAGAAAGUUAAUCCUGAUGGCCAAUGAGGUGUAGCGAACGCUCGUAUAGGUCGACUUAAGAACGAAGUCGAACGAACUAAAUCCAAACAGUGGUGGGUGUGUUUGUUCGAAGUGAAGAUGUGGCAGCUGACAGCGAUCAUUUUUCUAUACGCAGUACAAAUUGGAUUAGCUGUAAAAAGCGGACACUCGAAAUCAAUGGCAGCCGGCCGAUUGGAGAAUGUCACACAAACUAUAUCUAGGAUAUUGGAAGGUUACGACAUCCGGUUGCGACCCAAUUUUGGCGGUGAGCCACUAACCGUAGGAAUGGAUCUGACAAUAGCUAGUUUUGAUGCAAUUUCAGAAGUUAAUAUGGAUUACACGAUAACGAUGUACCUAAAUCAGUACUGGAAGGAUGAGCGAUUGGCCUUCAACGCCUACUCGAUAUGGGGCGGCACGGGGACGGGAGGAACGGGUGGCAAUCAGUACGAUCAGAACGGUGACAUCGUGAUUGAGGACGAUGGCGCGAACGAUGUGAUAACACUGUCGGGGGACUUUGCGGAGAAGAUCUGGGUGCCGGAUACGUUUUUCGCUAACGAUAAGAACAGUUUCCUGCACGAUGUGACCGAGCGGAACAAGCUGGUGCGGCUGGCCGGGGACGGUGCCGUCACCUACGGGAUGCGAUUCACCACAACGCUCGCUUGCAUGAUGGAUCUGCACUACUAUCCGUUGGACUCCCAGAAUUGCACCGUGGAAAUCGAGAGUUAUGGCUACACGGUGUCGGACGUGGUGAUGUAUUGGCGCUCAACACCAAUCCGAGGCGUGGAGGAAGCGGAACUGCCACAGUUCACUAUAAUAGGUUACGAAACUAAUGAUAGGAAAGAAAAAUUGGCGACCGGAGUUUACCAGCGGCUGUCGCUAUCGUUUAAGCUGCAGCGUAACAUUGGAUACUUCGUGUUUCAGACCUACCUGCCCAGCAUACUGAUCGUGAUGCUGUCCUGGGUGUCAUUUUGGAUCAACCAUGAAGCCACCUCGGCCCGAGUUGCAUUGGGCAUCACAACGGUGCUCACGAUGACCACCAUCAGCACGGGAGUGCGGAGUUCGCUGCCUAGGAUUAGCUACGUUAAGGCCAUAGACAUUUAUCUGGUCAUGUGUUUUGUGUUUGUGUUUGCGGCGCUCCUCGAAUACGCCGCUGUCAACUACACCUAUUGGGGAGCGCGAGCCAAGAAGAAAAGUAAAAAGAAUAAAGAAGCGGAGAAGAAGGUUUCAAGAAAACAGGAGAAUAGUGCCGGUUGCUCAUCCGAGGACAUUAUCGAGCUACAAGACGUAAGGAUGAGUCCGAUCGCGUCGCUACGAAAUCGCCACUAUUCCAAUACCACUUCCUCGACGGGUGGAGAGGGUGUAGACUUAGCAAAAUUUCCGCCCAGCUUCCGAAUCGCGCGCCCUUACGGAUCGAGUAAUCGAUCGAGUGGGCUACGCUACAGGGGCAACAGAGGUCACAAUCGACCCAAGAUGCUGCACGCAAUCAAGCGUGGCGCAUCGGUUCUCAAGGCGUCUAUCCCAAAAAUCAAAGACGUCAACGUGAUCGACAAAUAUUCGCGGGUGAUUUUCCCGGUGAGUUUUGCCGCAUUUAACGCCGGCUACUGGAUCUUCUACGUUCUGGAGUGACCUUCAGUGAACUAGCCGGAAGCGUAGUAAGACACCGAAGCCAGUAGAAGUAACACGAGUCGCGAUGGGAUCCAGUUUGCGACGAUAACACCCGUAGUUACCAUGACAAGUGUAUCGUGUGCAUCGUAGCAAGCUUAACCAUUCCUCGCUGAGCCAAAACGGCGACCCGGAACAUCCUCCUAUUCUCUGAGUUCUCGUGAGUGUCUUGUACCUCGUUUUUUGGAAUCCGGUUAGUUCAGAAUCUCGGACACUUAGAUUUAGUCGAAAACCAAAUUUUAUCAAUUGAAAAAAUUAUAAGCUACCCUGCAAAGGUAGGAGAUCAUGGACAUAAAAUCCCAACAUAAGAAAAAAAAAAUCAGAGAUCACAAACAUGGUUAGCAUGUCGACAUGUAAAGCACAAAAAUAUCCGUCAUAAAUUAAUGGUAGCUGCGUUUUAAGGACAAAUUUAGAUAACAAUGGUUACAACCCUAACACAAAAUUAGAGACCGAAUGCGAGACUCAGAGUCAUUUAGAGUAUAUAGGUUUUAGUUUGUUGGCUGACAGAAUCGGAAAGCGAAGAACGUUAGGAAUUGAGAAGUUGAGGUUGAGCUCCAUCAUCUAAUUAUGAAUCAUGUUGAAGAUAUUUUUAUGUAAGCUCAUUUCAAGUCAACCGACGAAAACAAAUGUGAUGGAAGAAUAGUGAGAACAUCAGAAAAUAAGCAUAAAGGGGUCAGAAUUAGAUGAAAUUGAUGUGAAUAUGGUUGGUUCGUUAUUGGCACUGCUUUUUUUCAUAUUACUUCUCAAAUGCUAUGGAAAUUUUGUUUUGAAAAACUGUGUUUAUUAUAAACACAUCUUUUCAGUCUUUCUCCAUACCUUCCUACCAGCAACAGCAACUUGCCAAACGAGGAGCUUUUUCGAGAACUCCGUUUUCUGUUUGACGUGAACAGGGUCUUUCAGAUUAAACGCUCACGCAACAAAUUUUAAUAACAUCUAAAUUUUAGGACAUUUUUGAUGUGACCUCACCCCUUUUUUCGAUAACGCAUUUUAAACGGUGAACAAAAUUCUUCAUGCACAACUCUAACAUUACGACUUCGAUGCUGUUGAAAAUCCGAGUUAUUUCUUCUUUAAGUUCUUCCAAAUUUUGUGGCUUAUUAACAUAGCAACGGCUCUUCACGUUCCUCCAGACAGUCUUCCGAAAAACACUUACACAUGUCCACGCGAUGUGAAAAUUCCAUGUUUUUGUUUCAAUUCGAACAUGAUUUUCGCUAAUGUUGAAUGUCUAUCCCAAACACAAACAAUGAUUCACAAACAUAAACAUGUGAAAACAAACACGAUGUUUAUAAUUCAAGAACAUCAUGUACAAACAUAUCACCCGAUGCCGCAGUAUUCAUUGCUUUCGUCUCGUUUCUUUUCAUACACGGAAAGAAAUUAUUCAUCCCAAAACAUCUCUUCAUAGAAUACUUUUUCACAGAAACGAACUUGAAAUUUAGUUCGCAUUACAAAAGUUGCACGUACUAAAAGGCUAUGAGUUCAUGCACAUUUUGCAAGUCUGAUUAAAUAAUCCUUAGUUUCGUGCAAAGAAAACAUUCUCUGAAUAGAAAGAAGCUUUCUAUGAGAAUUUUUUCGUGUGCAUGUUGGCAAUUGAAGUCUGGGGAACCGACUGCACAGCGGGCGACGUCGAACAAAUGCUGACCAAAAAAAUAAAUACCCAAAAAUUAGUUUUAGAUGCAACCUUCAGCGGCACACAGCAGAUAUAUUUCAGCGGCUAAAACACACCUCUAAUUUGUCGAUGUUAUCACAAACUGAAUGAAGGAAAAAACUUGAAGUUACACUUACACUACACUACAUAUGCUAUGUGUGCAUGUGAUUGCAUCAUCCUUUCUUCUCCUCUUCUUCGCUCGUUUUAUAGCUCGGGUCGCGUUCGCCGCGCACAAGCAGUAUUGGCCAUUUGUAUUCAAAGAUACAGCCAAAAUUGUUGCUCCCGUGGUCGAGUGAUUAGCGUCACGCCUAACAUGUCACUGCUGAAUAAUUUUGGUACUUUAUAUUCGAUUAAAAUUAUAGAAAUAUUGUAAUCAAAAUUUGUUGUGGGUAACUAAACAUCUCCGCCACGCUCUAUCCAAUUUUAGUACUUGUUCAAAUAGCUAAUUACAUCGUAUGUCCAAACAUACUACGAAUACAAACAUGUCACAUUUUCAAACAUAGGUACGAAAAAAUCAUGUUUGUAUUCAAACACAAAACUGCAAAUAGCAGCGUGGACAUGUUUAUCCCGGACGCAGUGUUUUUUGUGAAACAUGGAAGAAUGCCUCCAGAGGUAGAGGCGAAUGAACUGAAAAGUUUAAAGCCUCUUUAAUUCAACAUCAUCAUUACCUCCAGAGGAAGUAAUCGACGACGAGUAAUACGAUUGCACUAACAAUACACGCUCUUGUAAAUUGUACAUCUUGACACUAAAACCCAUCCUAUCAGACUGAAAUAGUAGUCGAAUAUUAUCGUCCCGAAGUGUGGAAUGCAGUGUUACCCAAUGAGGUACAUAUAGAGGUGGAGCAGUAGGCGAAGGCGAAAAAAUUUUUUAAGAGUAGCUAUUCGAUUUUUUUGCGUGAGUGUUUAAUCUGAAAACCCCUGUACUACAUCUUUCAUUGGGGGUGACAAAUAAGGAAAUAUGUUACUUUUCAUACGAAAUAGUUUUAACGACGAUAACUACUUUUACAAUAGGCUUUUGGUUAUUUGCAUACAAAAAAAAUCAGAAUUUUGACGUAGAACUACGUCUUUCAUAAAAAGUGGCAAAUCAGAAAACAGGUCACGCUCUUAUGAAAUAAAGUUAACGUUAAUAACUAUUUUCAAUGUGAACGAAUUCUCAUGAUUUGCAUACCAAUCGAAUCGGGAAUUCUCUAAGAUUUGUUUGAUAUGCUAUACAUUACAAUUCGCUAAUUUCUAAACGGUUUAAAUUCAUGAAAACUGGAGGAACUUCUAUUUUUCCCAUACCGAUUUGUAUGCUAACCCUAUUCGUAUUUUGAAUGCUUCUAACUCGAACAUUUCUUAACAGAUCGGAAAGAUGUUUGCAUCAAUUGAUAGGAAAUAUUUCUACGCGUCUAUCACAAUUAAUAAAAUGUUAUUCUUCAUGAGAUGAGCAAUUGAAUAACUGUAAAAUGUGAAACGUUACCGAUUUACGGUUUCCCCAACACUGAUCUCAAAAUCGAUGUACCUGUGGAAAUCCGCUUUGUAAAUAUACAUCCCUAACACGGACUUCAAAAUCAAUAUGCCUGGGGGAAUCUGCUUUGCAAAUACAUGCAAGUCGGGAGUAUUUUUCGGUGUGGAGUACUUUUGUGCUCGCUUGUCGUUGUGCAGACCGGAAUAUGUUUCCCUAAAACGUACUUCUAAACUGAGAAGCCUGGGAAAAGCGUCAUUUCAGAUACUAGAGGUGAAUGAACUUUCGCGGUUCGAGAACUACGUAAGCAUGAGAUAUUCAAUAAUUUCAGAGGGAAAUGUGAUCGUUUGACAAUUCUUCCGUUCACAUAUUUUGGUAGUCCUAGGCAUCAUAUCAAAGGUAAAAGGACGUUCAUCUAAUUUUUUUGUAACGAAGAACAUAAUAUAUUACAAAAAUUUCGAUGUAUUCUAAAAUAAUAUUCGAAGUGGUAAACCCUUACAAUUUCUCUAACAUUGAUAUGCUGUACAUCGUUAUUGCCUAGUCCUCAAAUAAUGAAUAAUUUAUGGACUAGGGAAUGGCGAUGGAAACGUAAAAUUAUUGGUGCGGCGAGGCACAUUUUCUAUAAUCCAUCAGUUCGUUUUAAAUGCAAAAACAGUGGUUUAUUUAUUUAUUUAUUUGUUAUUAUAUAUUAUUAUAUAAUUUAUAUAAUUUUGAUUAUUUAUUUAUUUACUCUUAUUUGUUUAUUCGACACUUCUCAACUAGCUAAAUCUAGCCUGGAAAUUUCACCUGCCACCGUACUGAUUAAUGCCAAACGAGGACUAACGCUUGCAUUAGAAAAAAUGGACAGUUGGUCAGAACUUUCGCCAUUGCUGUCGAAUACUUAGGGGCUGUCCACAUACCCCGUGGACAACUUUAGGGGGGUAUGGGUAAUGCAAAUGUCCACGCUUGUCCAUGGUGAGGGGGGAGGGGGUAUAGAAUAAGUCCACGUGGACACGUUCAAUAAAUAUGUUCGAAAAAAUAUACUCAAAAUGGAAUCAGUUCUGCAUUUAUGUUCUGCAGAUAUCUACAGGAACAGGUUCAAUGAAUUAUUCUGGAAAACACAUUCACAUUUAUAUUCAAAAAUGAAUGAUGUUCUGCAUUUUCAAGAGUGUUCAAAUUUUCUAUCCACCCUAAAUACGUAUUUAUUUAAAAAGGGGUUUAGCUAUCCGGUCGAACAUCCAAUUUUUUUCACAUAAUUGAACUUCUUAUUUAAAAUGUGUAUCCUUAAACUAAUUCACAUAAAUCGAAGAGAUUUGACGCUGAAGUAGAAAAUUUACAUAACAGAUCAUUAGAGAGCAUAGAUUUUUAGUGAUUUUAGAACCUGAUGUGUAUAUUUUUAUUUUUCUACAUAGGUAACAUAGCUAGGCUACUGAAAACCAAUCUUUCGCUUGAGUGGCUUCCAACUUCGAGCAACGUAAAUUUCUGAGCAACCUUCUAUUAGCGCAUAAACUGAAUAUAUGUUCCAAGCCCUGGACUACGUGAGGGAAAACUUGACACAGCAGAGACAAAGACAUCAAAAAUUAAUAUAAUAAUAAUUUAAUAAUGUAUCAUGUUUAAGUUUGUCUGUUUUUUUAAAUCACUUACAGAUAAGUAGAGGGAUCGUUUUAGCGUUUUGUAUUCAAGGUUUCUCUUAAUUACAGCCCCAGAGAAAUUUUGUUAUAUUUUAUCACUUUUGGUAUACCAGAUAGGUAAAUUGAAAUUGACCGGUUCAUGCUAUAGAUGUUUCAAGCAGGGUUGUAUACAGUCCUUCGAUUGUAUAUAUAUAUAUAUAUAUAUAUAUAUAUAUAUAUAUAUAUAUAUAUGAUUUAAUUUGAUAUUAAAGUUCUGUAAAACAUAUUCAGUGUAGAAAAAAUGUCGAGUUUCGUUCCGAAUGAAGAGUAUUUGCUAUUUUGUUUUUUUUUAAUUUCAAGGAAAAAGCGGUCGAAGAACAUCAUUUGCUUUUGGCAGCUUGGUGAACAUGCUCUUGCAAUGAAAACAUAUGAGAGAUGAUUUCGGUAGUUCAAAAGAGGUAAUCUCGAUCUGAGGGACCUUGGAUGUUUCGACCGAAAUACGUCUCUGUGUAUGUUGGACCAGAAGGGUGCGGUAUACCCUGAGCUACCGGAUGAAACAGCGAAUAAAGAUCGCUACUGACAACAAAUUGUAAAUUAAAACUUAGCAUUGAUGAAAAAAAGAUUGGAAUGGACUCACGGCACAGGAAAGUGAUAUUACUGAAAUUGUUUUCUCCAUCGAAAAAAAACGACAAUUUCAACUCGCACACCUGGUAUGUUGGCUAUCUUCGAAGUACCCGAAGUACUGUGUAUGAAUUCCUCAUCCAAAAUCUAGGGCUCAGUUGCAAUGAAAAAUAGAAUAUCUAGAAUACGAGUUGCAAUGUACUUUAGACAUGAUUAACUUGAUGGGAUGUGGAUUUUUCAGAUAAUCGGUGGGGGACUUAAAUAUGAUCAGAACCGUCGUCAUGCAUCAUAAUUUGGCGGUGAUAUGUGUGUAAUACUAUAAUCUUUUGUUGUAAACUCAAAAUCCACGGUUUGAAUACCCAUAUUAAUCAAGCAUUUAAAUUUAUAACUUCGUACGAGUUGUAUGCAACUAGAAGACUAGUGGAAUUUAUAUUUUAUGAAAAUAUUUUUCUAUGAGUUUUCGAGCAUUUUUGGACAAAUUCAAAAUAUUGUUUUCAUCGAUGACAUGUUCUAGUUGUCGCUUCAAUAUUUGAGGGUUGUCUUGUAUUAAAAGUUUCGUGAAUGAAUAGGCCUCAAUCCGUUGAUUAAUUUGUCUUUUUCUUCAAAGAGGAAUGUCCACGUGGACAACAGGGGGAGGAGUGUGGUCAAUGUCCACGCUUGUCCACGGAGGGGGAUGGGGGAGUCUAGAAUCGUGCGUUUUAUGUCCACGUGGUAUGUGGACAGCCCCUUGCAUGUUGGCAUAUUUUUCAAAUUUUUCUUACCUUUAUUUAUUAGUUCCUCUUCCGUUUUCACCACGAAGUUGUUGGAGUAGACCCUCCGUUUCAGGCUUGUUCAAACAUUCUAGAUCGAACGCAGCUACGUUAUGUUCGGAGGGUUGGCAGACUUCGGAACAACACUUCAAGUGGUUUAUCUCCUCCAGCGACUUCUUCGCGUAAUGGACGGAGGCCAGGUCCCGCAAAAGAUGAAGAUGAAGGAGGCAAAUGUUUCAAUUUAUAUUCAAGUGUGUAGGUAUUGGUGCCUACCAUACAUUCCAUGAUUUUCAUAUGUAUGUGUGCAAGCGCUGAGCGUAAACGAAUGUUUUUGUAUUUUUCAUGCGUUAAGUUUCUAUAAGACCAGUUACAUUUUCCGUUGUUUUAGUUGUUUCGAUCAAUAAAUAUGGAAGCCGAAGGAAAAGUGCUGACGGAGAGAGAAGAAAGGCAAAUCGAUGCAUUUCAACAAGAAAAUGUUGGUGUCAGAGAAAUUGCUCGUCGGAUUGGACGAUCCCAUCAAGUAGUGCUCAAUUAUUUGGCGAAUCCUCAAGGAUACGGUAAGAAGAAGACAGCUCCACGAUAAUCGAAUUUCUCUGACCGGGAUAAGCAGGAAAUAGCUAGAACAGCUUCGAAUACCUUAAAAUCGCUUAUGCAAAUAAAGCAAUAUUUCAAUUCAAAUGUUGCUCGGGUGACAAUUCGUCAAGUUUUGGUGAGAAAAUCCUCACAUAAAUAGGGCUUAAGGUUUCUUCAAAGCUCGCAUGAACCGACAGUGGGACAUGGUAUGUUGUGACAAAGAAUGUUUCCAAAAGAAUACAUUAUGCUACAUACCAUGAAGAAAAGUUGUUCAAUGUAUAGGUUAUCUUCACUGACGAAAAAAUGUUCAAUUUGGAGGGUCCUGAUGGUUUCAACGGGUACUGGCGUGAUUUACGGAAGAAGUCAGAGUAUUUUUGAACCAGGAAUUUUGGUGUAGUUUUGAUUUUUUCAUUGAUAAUACUUAUGAAUUUCGAAAUGUUCUUAUAGAAACUGGACAGUUGAAAUUAUCAUAUUUAACCCAUUUUAGGCGUUCGAAACAUCGAACAGCAACUUUGAUAAUUUUUCAUGCCUUUGGAAAGCAACCAUAUGGUAAUUUUUUUUACACCAAAAGCUUAAUUUAAUUGUCUAUCACUUACUAUCAUGUUCAUUCAAUUUUGUAUAACUUUAUUGGGCAAUAAAUUCGAUAUAAAGCGAGUAUGUUUGGAAGAUGUGUUCAAUUUCAAUUAUAAAACCCAAUAAAAUACAAAUAUAUGUGAACUUUUCUACACUAUUAUUUUGAUUAAAAAAACAUACAUUGUGAUAUAGGUCAAAAAUAAUUUGAUUGAGUCUCCUACAGGAAAAUAACAGCCGGAAAAAUUGAGUGUUAGAAAAAUCGAACGUUGGCCAUAACGAACAUUUUUUUCUGCUACAUCAAUACCAACACAUCUCACUUUCGCAGCGCAUUUCGGUUUGUUUACUUUGGAAGACGGAAGGUUUUUCAUAGGUUUAGCAAAAAUUAUUGAAAAUCUGUAUGAUUUUUGACGUAGAACUACGUCUAUCAUUAUGGGUGCCAAAUCAGAAAACAGGUCACGUUUUUAUGAAAUAAAGUUAACGUUAAUAACUAUUUUUGCCGUGAACGGAUUCUGGCGAUAUACAUACCAAACGAAUCGGAAAUUCUCUAAGAUUUGUUUGAUAUGCUAUGCAUUACAAUCCCAUAGUCUGUAUAUGGUUUAAAUUGAUGAAAAUUGGAAGCAUUCCCAUUUCCUCAUACAUUUGUUCUGUCCAUUUGUGUUCUUUCCCGAAUAAGGCGUUCAAUAACGGGCAACUUAUCGAGCAACGAAGGGGAAAUCGUAAGAUGUCUCCGUGAACAAAGGAAAAGAAGAAGAACGAAGGGGAAUAUUUGCCUAGAGUAUAAACAGUGGAUCUUGCUGAGGCAAACUUCAUUCUUCGUGAGGACACCGACUGGACAACACCGUUGCUGGGCGAGCUGGACGGCGGGGGAUCGAAUGGUUUUCUCAAGGCAAUGAGGGUGGAGGAGUAAUAUGAGAAAAGAGUAGAGUUUUCCAAGGGCCUUUUUGAAGGCUAGAAUCGAAUGAAGUGAAGGAGUUUAAAGCCUCUUUAAUUCAACAAAGAAAGGAAGGAAAGGCAAACUUUCAGUAUCGUCCUGGAUACGAAACAAUGAACAUCGCUUGUUCUUCCUUGUUUUGCACCAUCACAUGUCUUCGUUUCGGACUGAGCUGCGGACGCGACCAAAUUACUUACUCGCUGAUGUCUCUGGCAUUGAAUUCAUUGUAUCAAACUGACGCCAUUGCAUUGAUGUUUUGAGCUACACAAUUGGGGAAUUGUCAAGCUAGGCUAUCGUCAGCUCACCAAGAAAAUAAAUGUUCUGGAAUUUUGUCAGUGAUUUGGUUUCGCAUGACGGUAGGAAAACUCUCUCCACAAAGGAUGACAGAUACGUCAGGGUAUUAGAAUCUCUGCUGAGGCUAAUAUUCAGCCUUUUUCCAAGCAGUUAACAUUGUUUGUUUUCCGUCAUCAUAAAGGCUUCGUUGGUGCCUUUGACAUUGCAUCAAUGCAUUGAAUUGACACUAUGGUGAAGCAGGUGUUAAGGUUGUGCACCAAAAAAUUAUUUGGGGAAUACCAAGUUAUUCAAUAAAUUAUAAUAAGUCAUAAGUUAUCUAGUCACCAAGAAAGUAAAUGUCGUUCUGGAAUUUUGUAUGUGAACUACAACGUAGUUCUACGUCAACAAUGCGGUCGUGUCUUGAACACAACCUCCUAUAAUUUUUUGUCCGUAAUAACCUUAGGUGAUGGCGGCCCGUAGAAUUUCGUGAGUGGAGAAGCUGGAGGAAAUGAUCAGUACGUGUAACGAGGAUUCUAAUGAAAUUGCUGGUGUAAAUAUUCUUCCGCCAGACCGAAUGAUACCCUCCCAACCCUCUAUGCCAUUGUUUUUUCCCAUCAUUUUGGUACUUUGCACUGCUGUUCUACGCAUAGUUGUCCCAUGUUCCUAAAUCAGCAACUGAGAAAAACGCAAUCAAAAUUUUCUAACAUAUUUGUCUACCAAAACCUUGAAGCUUUCCUAUUUAGCAAUAUACUGGGUUUUUUUUUAUAAGCAGAAAACUAUUGUUUAAUAAAAUAAAAUUUCCUCAAUCCAUCCAUCUUAGCUACGGGUUUAAAAAUUCAUGGUGGGAUACUUAUGCCUAGAAUAUCAAUAUGGGACAAUUGAGCUUGAUGUUGUUUUCUGAAAUACCGGAGACAAACAAUAAGUUCGUUUGUGUUUUCCGAAAGAGUAUGCAUAACUGUUAAACUGUUAAACUUUUUUUAUUUGUUUGAAAAUUAAUUCGUUCUUUCAAACCAGAAAUGACUGUGGUACAGUUAUGCUUAGAAUAUCAACAUGGGACAAUUGAGAUUGUUGUUGUUUUUUUAGAAGCUGUGAACAAACUAAAAGUUUUUUUGUGUUAUUCCGGCAGAUUAGGUGUAAAAACAUCGUUUUAUGAAGAAAAGUGAAAAUUACCAAAAAGUAACAUGGGAUAACUAUGCGUAGAAUGGCAGAGCAGGUUUUGGGAGAUGUUCGAUUUUACGGGAAAUGAAUAAUUGAGAAGAAAUAAUCCUUAAGCAUUGACAAUUCUCCACGGCCAACAUUUUUAUUGCACAUGCUUUCAAUUGAGGGGCUUAGAAUGAAAGGGGUGUAAGUGAUUUGAUCGAUUUCUCUACAUCGACUCUCUCUUUGGGUCAUAACACAUUCCCAGCUGUAUUUACCAAAAUAGGUCAAAACCUCAUCUAUCGGAUUCUAUAGCAAACUUAAAUUGGAAAGUUUUUGCAGUUGAGUUAUUAACUAAAUAAAAAAAAAUAGAGGGAGAGAAAACUUUGCUAAUUUGCUAAUUGAAACGAUAUUUCGUUAGCAGUAUGUUUGUACUGCCAAAAAAAAUGCGGGUUUCGGCCAAUGUUCGAUAUUUCGAACAGUAAUUUCCCGGAAAAUGGAAGGUGGGAAAAAAAUAAUUCUUGAACAUUGGGGUUUCUUUAACGUCAAUAAUCGAAAUUACUUCAAUGGCUUUCGUCAAUUACAAUUUUUACAAAAUUUUUACAACUUGGCCGUUAAUGGGUUAAGCACAAUAAAUAAACAAACAACUCUUUUGAACGAAAUUGACGUUAAAUGCACUUUAUUCUGAGCAUUCAACAAUGUAUGAAUGUAUCUUGUUGAAAUUCUAACUGUUUGUGUUGCAACAAAAUGGAAUUAGGGCGGUGUUAUAGAAUUUGGACGAGUGUAUAUCCAUGGUCAUGUUCUCUUCUAUCCUGGCCAGGCAAUUGUCGGACAAUCGCGCGGGGAACAUGAGACCUUCUCCAUGUUCAACGCCUUUUGCACUUCCAUAACCGUCUUCGAGACAGUUAAAAUUCCAGAGAGGCUACUGGAACAAUCGAUGAUGGUGAUUAAGCUGAUACUCCGUUUGCGCUAGGUGCUGAGCGUUGUAUCCUAUGUCCGUGGUGCAGACUGCUCGGUAUAGCACACUUUGGUUGACGCAUCAUGCGAAGUACUCGCGCAUUUUUCGUACUUGGGCAUCAUUCAGUGCAUGAAGCCUCCCUUCUUUACGUGAUAGUGUUACUCUCUCCGAUUGAGGAUAGUGCAUUCCUGUAUGAAACCUCCUUUCAAGAUCUUAUAGGCCAGUUUCGCUCAAUUUGACUGCUCCAAAACCGAAGGUCAGCAGGAAAACCGUGAAAGUGUUGAUCGCGCCUACCUUGCACCCCGCGUUCAGGAAAGUCUUCAGGAGUCUUCAGUCGGAGUGGCGACCACGUAGCUUCCACUUUAUUCCACUACUGAGGUGCAGAGACAUGCUACACUGCCCCAUCGCAUACUACAGGAACCUCACGUCAGCGAGAUCUACUUCAUGGAUCUUCAAUACCCGGACGAAAAACCAGUGCGGUAUAGAGCCAUAAGCCUUCCGAUAUAUUUCGAUAUAGCCCAUACUGAGAUUCCAUUGGUUGAAGACAUGAAGGACAAACAGCGCACUGCUUGUCCGACUACAGCUGCGUCGAUGAUGGCCUGGUCUUUGCACUGUUGCGUAUUUUUCUUGCAUCCUUUCUACUCUUCUGCGGGGAUGUUGUACUGUUCGCAGUGAGCAGAAACUUUAGCAGUCUUGACGAAAAAUAGUUCAUACAAACACGAUAGGCAUGUUAUCGGUCUGUAUUUUUUCAAGGCCCCGGGGAGGCGGAUUCAGAAAGGCAGUGUGCGUCACGUAGAACCUUGUUGAAUCACUCAGCUAUCUUAGGAUGUAGAUGGUGUGCAAUUAAGUGAAUUAAGCCGUUUUUCUUUUACAUUCCGUUCGAAUUAAUACAUUAUUCAAAGUAUUGCCCAUCGAUACGUUUUGCAUCUUUUUGACAAUUUACGGAUUCCGUCGCGAAAGAAAAUAGCUGAUGAAAGAAAGGAUCUCGUAAUUUGCACUAUCUAGGCAUAGCAGACUUGGAGUUAUUAAUUCCUCAACUAUACACGUGAGACACGUCUUAACACUUUGGCGUCCGACGACACCACAGUGGUUACGCACGCAAACUAGCGCCUGACUGCCGGCGACACCACAGUGGUUACGUGCGCAUAGUAUCUCAGUGGCCGGCAAUUGAGUAUCAUUUGCAUUCUGUUGGGGUUUGAUUUAAGUAACAAUAACAUACACAGACUAUCAAUUUUAAUGUUUUUAUAAGUAGGGAAGACAGGGAAAAAUGGACAUAUUAAGAAGAACUUUUAUUAUAUCUUUCGAAACUCGUGUUUUACCAAACUUAAAUGCAGUUUCUUGCAUUUCAAUGUACUGUUUUUCGAAAUAAUCGGUCGAAGGUUUUUCAAUGUUUUUAAUAAAAUUAAAACAGACCCAAAAGUAGAACAUUUAUUCGAUGAUUAUCUGCAUUGACAUAUAGUGGGGGAAUACGGACAUGUUUGUAAUAUUUACGUAUGUAUAUCUUCGAAAUUUCGUGAAAUUAGGGGAAUAGGGUUGAGAACUUAUGAAAACUAACGAUAAGAUUAGAAAUUCUAUUUCUAGAUCUAGAUCUAGAUCUAUUUCUAUUUCAAUUUCUAAUUUCCCGAUAAUGUCAAGAACGAGCGGCGACAAGCCAAGUAAUCCGAGUUAGCGCUGCCGGCGCCAAGCGCAUAUUUUUUUACGAACCGUGCGGACGUCAAAGUGUUAAGAUGAGAAUUUAUUUAAGACUCCAACAAUCGAAAGAAACCAUGAAACAAGCAAAAACAGUUUUUCCCGUGGUUAAUUUUUUUUGCGUUUUAAUUUUAGAUUUUUUACAGUGGAAAUCCAAAUUCAUUCGGUUUCAGAAAAAAAGAAAAAGAGAUAGGUGCAAGACCUAGUCUUUAAUCUACGUUCAUCAUCCACUCAAGUGCAGCGAGACCAGAGACCAUUCCCCAUUAUAUUAAUGAGGCUCAAGAAAAUCUAAGCUGAGUGGAUGGAUUCCGUUUGAAAUGAGUUAUCACAGUUUGGGAAUUACAUGCAAAAUAACCAUACCUAAGCAACUCAAGAAAAGUGUUCACUGGCAGAGAGAGAAUGAGAGAAAAACUGAGAAAUGCAAAGGAUAGUAGCUAACACAAUAACAAAAAGUAGCAUAAUUUCAAACAGUAUACGCACUAAACUCGUCGGAAGAAAACCUGACAGGAAAGAUAAAAAAACAGAAUACAAAUAUUAUAAAUAAACUCAGUUAGGAACUAUGAAGCGAAGCCAUAGAUGAAUCAACAACAGAAAAUCGAAGAAUAGAGUAAACCAUUAAAUUAAAUCCAUGUCAACUGAAUUAAUGCGAUAGAGUAAUUCGCAACUAGAUGGGGUUAUAGUUGUAAACGUACUGUGAAUUACAAUAAAUGAAAUGAUUGAAUUUUACGAAGCCGUUUUUUACUUCUUGUUAUUAAUUUGGAGCUUGAGCUUGAGACUGUACACGUCGUAGUUGCCCUCCGUGAUUGACCUGAACCAGUGGAAUUGCACAAAAACACACUGAAUGAUGCUUGGGAGUAACAAAUCAUUCUCAUUGUGCAAGUUUCGGUGAUUCGAGUUUACUUCUUGUUAUUGAGUUGGAGAUCGAACAACUUGACCUUUCCAACCGAUUCGCUUUCAUUCCUUACCGAUUCAUGACUGACCAGACCGACUCGAAAAGUAUAGUAGUAAUAGUAAUAGUACUUGGACUAUUGAUACACGAUUAUAAUCUAUAUUUCGUAAGUGCCGCAUUUCGGUUGGUUGAAACAUGUGUAGUGCUUGUACUAGUUUUUAAGUUGUGUUGUUAUUAUUUGCUCUCUGCGACUAGGAUAGAUAAACUUGACCAAAUAAAAUAUCAUGCAGAGUACUCUUGAACGCGGUGCAGGCUUAAUG
Messenger RNA from Toxorhynchites rutilus septentrionalis, 16543 nucleotides. It is a transcript of the gene Lcch3, whose product is annotated as gamma-aminobutyric acid receptor subunit beta-like. Gene Ontology annotation, molecular function: neurotransmitter receptor activity; GABA-A receptor activity; extracellular ligand-gated monoatomic ion channel activity. The coding region runs from base 1594 to 3120 and encodes 508 amino acids. The record is from RefSeq and is a predicted model, not a curated record. Gene Ontology annotation, cellular component: synapse; GABA-A receptor complex; membrane. Lineage: Eukaryota; Metazoa; Arthropoda; Insecta; Diptera; Culicidae. Gene Ontology annotation, biological process: signal transduction; regulation of membrane potential; nervous system process. The transcript has 9 exons.